AGUUAUUUAUACGAUAUUGAUAAACUUCAAGAAAACCGUGUGAAAAGUUCAAAAUUCAGAUAUAUUAAAAUGGAAUAUGCUUUAUUUAAUUGGAAACUUGAAAAUUUUUUGAAUGCAUCUCUAAGACUUAGCGGUUUCAAAGAUCCACGUGAGCAAAUGUUGCUUUUCGAUGCUGAUAAAAAACAAAGUAAGCAAAAACAAGGCCGAUAUUCCGAAUUUCAGGCAAUUGUUCUUGCAGGUUAUGGUCAUAGACUAUAUCCAUUAUCCGAAGAUAAUAAUCUUCCUAAAGCUUUAAUUCCAAUAGCCAAUAAGCCAAUGAUCUUUUAUGCCUUGGAUUGGCUGGAGAGAGCAGGAAUUUUUGAUGUAUUAGUUAUUACUGAAGCAACUGGUGAACACAAAAUUGGCCAUUAUCUUAAAAAUGACUAUGAAGGGAAACUAAAACCAAAUAUGGAAGUAGUUAGGGAGGAUGUUGGAACGGCCGAUGUAUUGAGAAUUUUCAGUGAAAAAAUAAAGAGCGAUUUUAUUGUAAUGAGUUGUGAUCUUGUUUUUGACUUGGUGCCUCAUCGAUUAUUGGAUUAUCAUCGAACACAUGAUCCAACAUUUACAACAUUAUACUUUGAACCAAAUAAAUCUGAGGGUGGCGGUGGAAGUAGUGGUAGUAAUAAGGAUGAUAAAGAAGAUCCAAAACAAUUUGUUGGUGUGGAUACCAAUAGAUCACGUAUUGUAUAUGUCGCAUCUAGUGCUGAUCUAGAGGAAGAAUUUUCUUUACGCAUGUCAUUACUAUGGAAGUUUCCAUGUAUAGACAUUCAUACAACCUUACAAGAUGCGCACCUUUACAUCUUCAAACGAUGGGUAAUUGAUUUAAUUGUACAGAGAAAGGCUAUUUCUAGCGUACGAGAACAUCUUGUUCCCCUACUUAUAAAAUGCCAAUAUCAAAAAAAGCUGUUGGAUAGUGAGGGUAUUAACAAGUUGGCAGCAACAUACGAAAAUUUUCAAAAAACUGCACUUAAAUAUUCUGCUUCAGGGGAUGACAAAAAUUCUCCAAUGACGAAGAUACAUGUUGAUCCGCGUGUAUCUCCAUCUGCAGAAAUAAAUUCAAAGGCACAAGUUGGAUCGGAUUCAUUAGUUGGCGAUGACACGAAAAUUGAUGAACGUACGUCCAUCAAACGUUCAACAAUUGGCACACAUUGUAUAAUUGGCAAAAAUGUCAAAAUCUCAAACUCGAUACUAAUGGAUAAUGUCGUCAUUGAGGAUAAUGUCAAAUUGGAUGGGUGUGUAAUUUGUAACGGCGCUAAGAUAAUGGAAAAAUCUCAAUUGAAAGAUUGUGAAGUUGGUGGUGGCUAUGUUGUUGUUUCUGAAACACAAGCAAAAAAUGAGCAACUUGUUGAGUUUCGUGACAUGGACUAA
Molecule: messenger RNA, 1407 nt
Organism: Racocetra persica
Lineage: Eukaryota; Fungi; Glomeromycota; Glomeromycetes; Diversisporales; Gigasporaceae
Source: the annotation of a GenBank genome assembly